Molecule: messenger RNA, 2942 nt
Organism: Fomitiporia mediterranea MF3/22
Lineage: Eukaryota; Fungi; Basidiomycota; Agaricomycetes; Hymenochaetales; Hymenochaetaceae
Product: DUF1793-domain-containing protein
Exons: 17
Coding region: 115-2883 (922 amino acids)
Biological process (GO): carbohydrate metabolic process
Source: RefSeq, a predicted model, not a curated record
CGAGCGCGCACAGGAUCAUUGCGAUGCUAUCACAACGCGCUGUUCUGCUAUGGACCCGCUCUGCCCCCAAGUUGUACAGUACCUUCCGUUUGUUCCACCCAUACGUCCACGAUCAUGGAGCUAUUGACAUCCUUGCUGCUCCUCAUCCUCCUCGCGCUACGAGUACAGACUCAAUCAGGACCUUCCAAUUGGACAGCCUCUCCAUUCAAUCCUCCCGCUCUUCCACUCGCUGUCCGUUCGCCUUAUUUCAACGUAUGGCUUGCACAGGGUAACAAUCCUCCUUCCCCGUUCGCUGUAAAUGCCAACCCUUGGGCCAUGUAUACAAGCGCGGCCUUGUACGCAAGUGCCGUAGUAGACGACAAAGAGUAUAGACUGCUUGGCCAGUACUUUAGCGGGGAGAAUACUCCGAAUCAGACAGCAGUUGAAUUUACUGCAACGAGGACAUCAUUCCUCCUAUCUGCUGGAGGUGUCCAGUUUAACAUGUCGUUUCUGAGCCCCAUAGAACCGAAUAAUUUCACCCUCCAAUCACUUCCUUUCGCAUACCUAUAUAUGACUGCGCAAUCUACAGAUGGCCAACUGCACCGGGUUAGAAUGUACGCCGACGCUGCCGGUGAUCUCAUCGCGGGUGAUACAAGCAAGAUCGUUGAAUGGCAAUCUGAAGACACGUCUGAUUAUGUUGUUCUUAGCAUGCAACUCCAAAAUCCAGUACCAUUUGUCGAGAACAACAUUCAUCCUCAGGAUGCUACGUUGAUUAACGCAUUCAAAAAGAUCGGAAGCGGGACAACUUCGUGGGCAAUAGAAAACAUUGAUAAGACGCGGGGUAGAUUUGUCGGCAAUCCGUCGGGUGGACUUCUGGAUAAUCAAGCAGAUCCUCCUUCGACCUUUCGACCCGUUUCAUCGGGAAGCAAUUCACCGGUUAUUGGGAUUUCGUUUGACUGGGGAAAUAUCAGUUCUACACCAGAACCUGCUGUGUGGGCUUACGGCGUCUACCGAAAUCCGACGAUACAGCAUCUAACACCUGAAGGCUCCUUUGAGAACAGGAGUCCAUUUUUUGCGUCAGAAAUUAGUGAUCCAGUUGCUACUGCAAAGUUUGUGCUAGAUGACUUCCCGCGGGCAAUAUCUGCAGCCCAAGCUCUUGACGCGCAGAUUCAGGCUGAUGGUGGAGCGUUUUCAACCGAAUACGCUGACCUUCUCGCGUUAAGUGCACGGCAGGCGAUGGGAUCUAUGGACAUCACAAUUCCUCCGUCAUCGGGUGGAUCAUGGGAUACAUCAGAUGUGCAGAUUUUCAUGAAAAACCUCGGGAGUGUCGGUUCUGACAACGAGACUUUAGCGAGUGUGAAUAAUGUGGAUGCACUUUAUGCAGCAUUCCCCAUUUUCCUGUAUCUCAAUCCCGAGAUAGGGAGAUGCCUUCUAGAGCCUCUUCUCGAGUACCAAAACUCCCCGGCUUACAAAUUACCAUAUGCGGCUCGAAACAUUGGUACCUCGUAUCCGAGUGCAACUGCCAAUGGCAUCAAUGACCAACAUAUUUACGGAGUAGAUGAAACUGCGAACAUGAUUAUUAUGAUAUUGGCAUACUCAAUGGCCUCAGGAAAUGGCACACUGAUUGAAAGACAUUACGGUUUGAUGCGAAACUGGGCGUACUACUUGGGUAAUAAUACAAUCGCUCCUUUCAAUCAAUCGUCCGGAGACUUCAGCAUAAAUACCGAUUUCAUUAGCCCCAAUCAGACAAAUCUUGCAUUGAAGGGAAUCAUUGGGAUCGCGGCAAUGGCCAGGAUCGCUGAACUUGCCGGUAUAGUGAGCGACCAGCAAAGCUUUAACGCGACAGCAAGUUCCGCUCUGGAAUUCUGGCAAGACCAGGCACUUUCUACCUCACACGUCAAUUUCUUUUAUGGGAAUUCUAGCUCAAGUGGAUUAAUGUACAACCUAUAUGCUGAUAAGCUACUUCGCCUCAAUUUGGUCCCUGACUCGGUAUACACGCUAUUAACUGGAUUCUAUCAGAACGAAGCAGCUUCUCUAAAAUAUGGGUUACCGCUGAGCAACUCACCAACUCAAAACACGACAACGAACUGGAUGAUGUUUGCUGCGGCUACGGCGAAGAGUAACGCAACCCGGGAUCUCCUAGUAACUCAGAUACAUGCCUACGCGUCAAAUAAUCUUAAUCAAGUGCCAUUUACGUCGAUUUAUGACCCGAUUAAGGGUCUUGGUGGACCAGGCACAAGUGGAGGUAUAGCAAGUCCUGCCCAAGGUGGCAUGUUCGCAUUGCUUGCUUUAAAUACGACGACGAAGUCAGUCAGCGUACCAUUCGUUGACCAGUCCUCGAAUGGAUCAUCUGGAUCGAGCAAACCAAAAGUUGGACUUAUCGCCGGACUCGUCGUAGCAUGCGUAGCCAUUGUCGCUAUUGCAUCUCUUGGCAUAUAUUUCUUCUGGCGCAAGCGUCGCGCGCGGCAGAGUGAAGACCAAAUUGCAACACCCAGAGUUGAACCAUCUGGAUUCGCUCAGCCAUACCUUCUGUCGCCGCCGAUCUCCGAAGCAUAUAGUUAUAGCGCAAUACCAAGUGACUCUGCAUUAGUAUCUCACAGCGCGCCAAGCUCUACUCCCUCGGGGCCAGACAAUUCCUCCCGUGGUACAUAUUUGCAGUGGGAGGGGAUGAGAGGAACUGACGAAAAACGCGAGUUGGCCUUGACGAAUCCAAACGAACUGCAAACGCGAAGCUCGACUGAGCCCAGCUCGCAAGUGGGCUCGGACAGAUCGCAAGGAGUUGAGGCGCUGCGCUCGGAAUUUGAUUCUCUGCGGCAAGAAGUGGAGCGGAUCAGGCAAGAGCGACUUGCAGCAGAAGAGGCACCGCCCGUGUAUACAGACUCAGACGUGUCACGAUCGCACUAGAACAUUAUUUCUUGUAUUCUUUGGCCCUCAUUCUAUUUGUUUCUCUAACGGCAUUAUUU